ACAGAGGUUGGAAAAUGCUCAGAGGUGACAUCCCAACACAGAGUGAGGGAACCAGACUCGUUGGUCCGACAGGCAUUGACCUUCUGAAAAACAAGAAUAAGACGUAGCGGAUCAGGCGCGGCUCGGCCACCUCAGGCCGACAGAACAAGUAAGGACCGGCUGCGACACGAGGAAGAAGGCCCGUUGCCAAACCUGGUGCUUUCUUUCCCCGGUUUCCUCGCUCCCCAGCUGGGUAACCGGCGACUCCGAACAUCUCUUCCCACGAGGGACGGGAACUGGGCAGUGAUGGCUGAGGUGAAGGUGAAGGUACAGCCACCCGACGCGGAUCCCGUGGAAAUAGAAAACAGGAUUAUAGAAUUAUGUCACCAGUUCCCUCAUGGAAUCACAGACCAAGUAAUUCAGAAUGAAAUGCCUCAUAUAGAAGCCCAGCAGCGGGCAGUGGCCAUCAAUAGACUGCUGUCCAUGGGUCAGUUGGAUCUCUUAAGGAGCAAUACAGGCCUUCUGUAUAGAAUAAAGGAUUCUCAGAAUGCUGGCCCUGUCUCAUUCUUUUUAAGUAAAAUGAAAGGAUCAGAUAACCAAGAAAAACUGGUAUAUCAAAUCAUAGAGGAUGCAGGAAAUAAAGGAAUAUGGAGCAGAGAUAUCCGAUACAAAAGUAACUUGCCAUUAACAGAAAUUAACAAAAUUCUAAAGAAUUUGGAAAGUAAAAAGCUUAUCAAAGCUGUUAAGUCUGUGGCAGCCUCAAAAAAGAAAGUAUAUAUGCUCUAUAACCUGCAGCCAGACCGGUCUGUGACUGGUGGAGCCUGGUACAGUGACCAGGAUUUUGAAUCAGAAUUUGUAGAGGUGCUUAACCAACAGUGUUUUAAAUUUCUACAAACCAAGGCAGAAACAGCACGAGAAAGCAAACAGAAUCCAAUGAUACAAAGAAAUAGUUCAUUUGCCUCAUCACAUGAAGUAUGGAAGUACAUCUGUGAAUUGGGGAUCAGUAAGGUAGAAUUGUCCAUGGAGGACAUUGAAACUAUCUUAAAUACACUCAUUUAUGACGGGAAAGUAGAGAUGACUAUCAUCGCUGCAAAAGAAGGCACAGUUGGAAGUGUGGAUGGACACAUGAAACUGUAUAGAGCAGUCAAUCCUAUCAUCCCGCCCACAGGUUUGGUCCGGGCCCCCUGCGGACUCUGCCCGGUUUUUGACGACUGCCAUGAAGGUGGUGAGAUUUCACCAUCUAACUGUAUUUAUAUGACAGAGUGGCUCGAAUUUUAAGAGAGCUAGGAACUUUACUGACAUUUUGCAAAUGAGGUUACUUUGAGAGCAAAUAAUUUAAUUCGUGAUGGAAUAUCAAAUACCCUUGAAAACAAACUUCACAAUAAUGGAUAGACUAGCUGCUAUGAAAAAAUAUUUUUUUAUCUAUGAAGACUAAAUUUAUAAUGGUAGAGUAGCCAACGGAAUAUGAAGCAGGUAAGGCUAAUACUGAAAUCCAUUCUUCGAUAAAUACUUAGAACUUCUGGAAGACCACCUUCUGAAGCCUUCAAGACUUGUGAUGGUUCAUGGAAAAAGAAGCCAAUAAAUCUAAAUUUGCCAAAUACUAUGAUAAUGGCUAGAGCUUAAAAAUGCCCUUUUCCAAGUUAGUUAUUAAGAUCUUCAUUGGAAAUUUUUUACAUCUACUUCACUAUUGCCAUUUGUUUUCUCUUUCCUCAGUGGUUUCAUUGAGAAGUAAUUAAAAGUGAUGGGGCAGGAAUAGCACUUAGGGAAGAGUGGGGAAGACAGUGGAACAUCUCUUUUCUGCACAUUAUUAAUUCCUUAUGUCAGAAAUAUUAUUUCAGAGGAUUAUGCCUUUGUACUUACCUCAAAUGCAAAUGAUAACUAUUAUCAAGGAUUUUUAGUGCAUAGUUAGAUUAUUCUCAUCUUUAAGAGAAUGUUUUCACUGAUCCUUUGUUAAAGUCUUCCAAGUUUCA
Messenger RNA from Prionailurus viverrinus (fishing cat), 1949 nucleotides. RefSeq names its product RNA polymerase III subunit F (gene POLR3F). The record is from RefSeq and is a predicted model, not a curated record. Gene Ontology annotation, biological process: transcription by RNA polymerase III. NCBI's taxonomy places the organism in Eukaryota, Metazoa, Chordata, Mammalia, Carnivora, Felidae. Bases 286 to 1257 code for a protein of 323 amino acids. The transcript is spliced from 10 exons. Gene Ontology annotation, cellular component: RNA polymerase III complex.